Drosophila mauritiana is the source of this 7273-nucleotide messenger RNA. RefSeq names its product cadherin-87A. Gene Ontology annotation, biological process: homophilic cell-cell adhesion. The record is from RefSeq and is a predicted model, not a curated record. The transcript has 17 exons. NCBI's taxonomy places the organism in Eukaryota, Metazoa, Arthropoda, Insecta, Diptera, Drosophilidae. The coding region runs from base 606 to 6533 and encodes 1975 amino acids. Gene Ontology annotation, molecular function: calcium ion binding. Gene Ontology annotation, cellular component: plasma membrane.
ACAACUUCUCUCUGCGGAACCGAACGUGAGCGGACGUGUGCGGACGCGUCGCUGCCGGGAAAAUAAGUUGCGUCGGCGUUGCGGCGUUGUUGUUUACGUGUUAUAAUAAAUUUGUGUGCGUGCGAGAAGGGCGCGCUCCUGUCUGUGUUGGUGUUAUUGUCGGUCGUUCUCAGCGCGAGUUUCGAAAUACCGCAUUGUUUAAUUACAGCCGCCGCGGCUAAUUUCAAUACAAACAAAAGCUGGUGUGUGAAUGAAAUUAUGCUAAAAUAGAUAAUAGUUAAAGCAGAGAGAAGAAGCCAAAAAGCAACAACUAAGCCGGCAUUGGAGAAGACAAAAAAAGAGAGAACAACAACAGAGAUAACAACAAAACGCAACUGCGACGUCAGCAGAGCCAACGAAGAAGAGGAAGAACCAAGCCUUGGUGGGCACAUUCCAACGUCAUCAGCCGGCGAAGGCCGGUGCAGCCGCCAAACCCGGGUCACCGAAUUCUUUCUUUCGCCGGAGAACUCACCUCUCCCCAACUGAAAUCGCUGAAACAACAUCUGCGGAAUUAAAGCGUCAACAACUCAUCAACAAGAGUGAUAAUCAGUAUUAAAGACCCUAAAAUGAAGCUCCCCUUGGGGCUGUUGAUGAUCUGUUUGGGCUUGACCCUCGCAAAUGGAGAGACAAAUCUGCCACCUGUGUUCACGCAGACCCUGAACAAUAUUAUCCUUUACGAGAAUGUGACUGUGGGCACGGUAGUUUUCCGUUUAGAAGCCUAUGAUCCCGAAGGAAGUCCUGUUACCUAUGGAGCCAUCGGUGCGGAUCACUUUAGCGUGGAUCCGGUUUCGGGAAACAUAACGCUAAUAAAACCACUGGAUCGCGAGGAGAAGGACACCUUGAAGUUCCUGGUGUCGAUAAGGGAUCGCGUAGAUCCCGAGGGAGAGUCGGAAAGGGAUAAUGUGGUCGAAGUGCCGAUUACUUUUAUUAUUCUUGAUCUGAACGACAAUCCACCGGAAUUUCAAAAUACUCCCUAUGAGGCCGAUGUAAACGAGGAUGCUGCGGUGGGAACAACUAUAUUUGAUAAGAUUACAGUCAAGGAUAGGGAUAUAGUUGGCGAAAGUCUCGAUUUGAAAUGCUUACCCCAACAGCAAAGUCCCGAAGCUUGCAAAAAAUUCCGCUUGCAUAUUAUAAAGCGAGAUGCCACCAUUCUGGAAGCAGCAGUUGUGCUCAAUGAUACACUGAACUACAAUCAGCGGAUGGUUUACCACUUCCAAAUCGAAGCCACCGAUGGGCCGCACAAGACGCAAACAACGUUUGAGGCGAGGGUGAAGGAUGUCCAGGAUAAGCCCCCCGUAUUUCAGGGCUCCCUCUCUACGGUUAUUGAUGAGGACAGUCCCAUUAACACCUUGGUGCUUACUGUCCACGCUCGGGAUGGCGAUACGGGCGAACCAAGGAAGAUUGUCUAUGAUCUACGGACAAAUCCCAAUGAUUACUUCCUGCUGGAUGCUCAGACAGGAGAACUGCGUACAGCUAAACCAUUAGAUCGGGAAGCUUUGGAAGAUUCCACUGGUAUUAUAUCGCUGGUGAUUCGAGCUCGUGAGCUUGUGAACGGAGUGCCCAGCGAUGAUCCCCUCACAAGUGCUACGGCCAAGGCAACAGUGACAAUUAGGGAUGUAAACGACUCUCCACCGGUGUUCAAUCACAAGGAGUAUUCCGUGUCCCUUUUGGAGAACACUCUACCUGGCACACCGCUCGCACUGGACAUGAGCGUCAGUGAUGCUGACGUGGGCAUUAACUCCAAAUUUGCACUGCGACUGGAUGACGUUUCCGGCGUAUUCGAUGUGGAACCUAAGCUGGUCACCGGGUACUCGCAGGUCAAUAUUCGCGUCGCAAACGGCACUCUGGACUACGAGAAUCCCAACCAGCGGAAGUUCAUCGUUCUGGUGGUGGCCGAAGAGACAGACACCAAUCCACGGCUAUCCUCCACGGCAACUAUUACGGUGAGUGUUUUGGAUGCCAACGACAAUAAGCCAGUUUUCGAGCAGGAGAGCUACUCUGCAUCUGUUUCGGAGGCGGCGCUUCCGGGUCAGUACAUCGCCACCAUUACGGCUCGGGAUGUGGACUCCGGAAGUUAUGGUGACUCCGGCAUUCGGUACAGCUUAUCCGGAACCGGUGCCGAACUUUUCCAUGUCAAUGAGCAGACAGGUGUUAUAAGACUAGCCAAUUGCCAUGGCAAUGGGGAGAGCAAUAGACGCGAGCGACGUGAUCUGAACGGGGAUGAGCAUGUCGAGGAUGAAGAUGGCGAGGGUCACCUGGAAAUGCUCUCCAUGGAGGCAGCUACUCGAGAAAUUGGCACAGAGCCCACCGUCCAGUACACGUUAAUCACCCAGGCGCCAGAGGAGCAGGCAUCGUUGGUUCCACUUUCAGCUCCUGUUCCACACGCAGCUCCAUCUGGAGUUCCCGCAGCGACUGCUAAUGACGACAAGGCACCGCAGACGUGUCUGGACUACGAAUCGGAGACCACGUACUUCUUGUCAUACAAGGCCACCGACGAUAAUGGACGUGGAUCCGCAUCUGUAGUGUCCCUACGGAUUUCUGUAACUGAUGCCAACGAUUCCCCGCCAGUCUGCGAAAGUCCCCUGUACAGGGCGAGCGUGGAUGAGGGAGCCGUGGUCUUUGAUUCCCCGCUGAUAGUCAAGGCAAGGGAUGCGGACACCAUGUCCAGAAUUAGCUACAGAAUCCGGGGCUCUGAGCAAGUUGAGAGCAUUUUCGAUAUUGAUCGUGAGACCGGGCAGAUCAUCAUCAGGCCGAAUGCCACGCUAGAUGUGACCAAUUUAAAUAGCGAUCAGCUCAUCUUCGCUGUGGAAGCCAACGAUGGACUAUUCACUGCUCACUGCGGCGUGAAUAUCACGGUUCGGGACGUAAAUAACCAUGUGCCCAAUUUUGAGCAGCAGAGCUACAGUGCCGUCGUCGAGGAGAACUCGGAGAUUGGAACGAGCGUGGAGCGGGUGCAUGCAACCGACUUGGAUACGGGCAAGAAUGCCGAGCUACGCUACCGCAUACAACAGGGAAGCUUUGAUGAUUUUGGCAUCGUUGAGACCACCGGCGAGGUGUUUGUUUCCCGAAAACUGGACUUCGAUCGACGCAACACCUAUCAGCUGCAGAUUCAGGCUUCCGAUCAGGGAACCCCAAGUCUUACGGGAACCGCCACUCUGACGAUAAAUGUUCAGAACAGUAAUGAUAAGGAUCCGUAUUUUGUGCCAGCUACACAGCAUGCUGAAGUGCGAGCAGACGCUCCUCCCGGGCAAUUGGUCUACACUCUAAUCGCCUUGGAUCCCGAUGUUGCCAACCAUAAUGCUUUGGAGUUUGCCGGCACCGACGACAUCACCGCAAUCGACAAGGAAGGCAAGGAGUUGCCGCAUUAUGAUCAGUUUAAGGAGUACUUUAAGAUUUCCAGAAACGGAAAGGUUUCGGUCAACAAGCAGUUGGAUCGCAAUUUGUUUGCUGUGAUGAGGAUCAACGUUCUGGUUACGGACAGCACAGCUCCCAAUGUGCAGCAGGGUCGCGGUUUGCUUAUCAUACAAAUCAUUGAUGUCAAUAAGAAUCCACCGCGCUUCAAUGCACCAUGGAGUGUGGAGCAGCCGCAAAUCAAGCUGCAAAUGGUGGAGGAGCAGCCUGUGGGCACCGUACUGACCACUCUUCAGGCCACCGAUGAGGACUCCAGCAUUGGCGAAUUUAAUAUCAGUGACAACGACUAUUUCGCCAUUAACCAGACCAGCGGAAUGAUCUACACCAUUGCCCGGCUCGACUACGAAGCCGUAAAGGAGGUCAAGUUCCAAGUCACCGUCAGUGAUACGGGUGUGCCCGCUCUAACAGCCACCGCUGAUGUGGUGGUGGAUAUUAUUAACCUGAACGAUAAUGACCCAAAGUUCUCUCAAUCUGAUUAUUACUUCAAUGUUACGGAAAACUCACCCCGCGGCACGGUGGCGGGAAAAGUGGAGGCCCAUGAUGGCGAUGUGGGCGUCUUUGGAGAAAUCACUUACACGCUGAUCGGGGAAAAUAACAAGUACUUUAGCAUUGAUGCCUAUACGGGCAACGUAAUGGUGGCCAAUUCCUCGAUUCUCGAUCGGGAGCAAAUUAAGGAGCUCACGCUCUCCGUGGUGGCUCAGGAUAAGGCUCCAGCUGCUGUCCAAAAAUCGGCCACGGCAACGAUCCACAUUAACAUUUUGGAUGUCAAUGAUAAUGCUCCCGUUUUUACACGAGAUGUAUACAACUCUACGGUGGCGGAAAAUGCCGCCUAUCAGCCGCCUGCAGCAUUGCUCCAAGUUCAGGCCAUUGACCAGGAUGAGGGUCUAUACGGAGAUGUGCGGUAUAUCAUUACUGCUGGCAACGAAAUGGGACUCUUCAAGCUCGAUGCGCAGUCUGGCAUCGUGUAUCCAGCGCAAAGUUUGUCUGGAAAACAUGGAGCCUACGAGCUAACCAUUUCGGCACGCGACACUCAAGGAUCAGGAACCAUGGAAAGCACAACGAAAGCGAUUAUUACUGUACUAAGGGUUAACCGCCAUAAGCCGGAGUUUGUUAUACCCGCGUUGUCCAAUGCCACUAUUGAGAUACCCGGUGAUAUUGUUCAGCCCGAUUAUCUACUGCUCACCGUCAGGGCAAUGGAUAAUGAUACGGAGGAAAACGGCAAAAUUAGUUACCACCUGCAGGUGAACAAUCGGAACGAGCAGCAGACCGGAGAAUUCAAGAUCGAUGAAGUGACAGGAGAAUUGCGAGCCAAAACGCAGUUGAACCGAAAAAACCGUGCCAACUACGAUAUAAUAUUGGUUGCCCGAGAUGCAGGCAAUCCUCCAUUUGAAUCCCUGCGCCUCCUCAGCGUCAGCAUUGUGGAUGCCAACGAGAACCGACCGGAGUUUCCCGAUGCCUCCAAUCCUUAUAAGGUGUCCAUCAACGAGAAUAGCGGUCGGGAUGUGAAGAUUGGACACAUUCAAGCGGCUUCAAGAAGCAAGCACAACCGGGAUAUAUUCUACUACAUGCUGUUGGGCAAUGAGGAUGGUGCGUUUUAUGUGGACAAGCUGACUGGGGAUAUUUACACAAACAAGAGCCUAGAUCGCGAAGAAACGGAUGUGUACACUUUAUACAUCCUAGCCAGCAUCAAGGCGGAUCUGCAUAUAUCCGAAGAGGAACGCGCCUCUUUCUCGAUUAAGACCCUCAACCGGGAUAACACAGUCGCAAAAGUGGCCAUUACAGUCUUGGAUGUGAACGACAAUCCUCCCGUGUUUGAAAAGCCCAUCUACUAUGCCGGAGUAAACGCCAAUGCCAAGAUGGGGGCAGCUAUUACGCUAGUAAAUGCAACGGAUGCAGAUCAAGGCAAGAACGCCAAGAUCGAGUUUAUGAUCGUCGCCUCAAAUCUGUAUAAGUUUGGAGCCACCAAAUCCACAGGAUCGAUUGUUCCCAGUCCGUUUGCCAUUUCGCAGGAUGGUCGCAUCUCAGCAAACACUAUCAUGGCUGAGUACAACCAGGAUCGAUUCGAACUGGAGAUCGUGGCAAGAGAAUUGGAGCAACCCCAGCGCUCAGCCAGUACUAAAGUGAAUAUCUGGGUCUUUGAUGGCACGCAGCUGGUGCGUGUAAUUCUGUCCCGUCCGCCGGAAGAGGUUUACCAGGAACAGGAGGAGAUCAUUGCUGAGUUGCGCAAUGCCACCCAGCAUCGCAUCAUCGUUGAUGAAAUAAGAUUCCAUUUGGACUCGAUUGGACGCAUACGUAUGGACUGGUGUGACCUGUACUUCCAUGCAGUUGAUCCUCAGACCCAGCAAAUUGCACCAGUUGAUGAGAUUCUCAAGGAUAUCGACAGAAACUACGAUUAUCUAAAGGAUUACUACGCUGGUUUUGCCAUAGAGAACGUUGUGCCCGCCUACAUAGCUAUUGUGCAAGAUGAGUUUGAUCUAGCAGUGGCUGGAUUGGUGGCGCUGGUCAUCGUCCUUUUUGUUGGCGUUAUUAGUUUUAUUGUCCUGUGCUGCUGCCUAAAGCAUUGGAAUCUGUCGGUGCCCGUGGAGACCCGUCGCAAGGAGGCCCUAAUUAAGAAGCAGAUAAUAGAGGACCUAAACACUACCGAAAAUCCGCUGUGGAUAGAACAAAAAUUGAAACUGUAUGAGGAACAGGAACUGACAAUGCAGGUUUUCUCGGAGCCCGAUCACAUAUCCAACUCUGAGGCACCGGGCCACCUCGACCAUCGUAGCUCUCUUGAGCAGGUUCAUCAUGUGGGCCAGACGGUGGACAACACGUAUGCCACCAUUCAGCCGCGCAAUAAUCAAAAUCGUCUUACUGGCGGCGGUGGUGCCGGCGGUGGAUCGAUGCGCAGCGGGGGAGGUGCCAGCGCCGGAGGAGUGGGAGGUGCUGGUCUACUACUGGCCCGCGUUGAUCCGCACAUGAAUGAAUUUGCGGAUUAUGCCACGUUGAGAAACAAUAGAGCGCCCUCGUUGUACGAGUUCACAGGAUCCACAUUUCAGGCUCCCAUCCGGGACGGAGACGACGCCGUGGCCGAGCUGAUCUAAGGGUCGAUGGGAACUGCUGCCCAAAAAGAUGUGUAAAUUAUGUAGUAGCUGUGUAUCUGUGUUGUAGACAAGCCCUCGCCGUGGUUAAGUUCAACCGAAUCUGUUCUGUUGCACCUUUGAGUUCGUCGUUGCGUUUUCAUCAACAAUAUUCUAGACACGUACAUAGAACAUAUAAAUACUUAUAUACAUAGCGUAGUUGUAACUGGCAAGCCAGCGUUUAUCUAGAACUCAAGUAAUCAGGAUAGAGAGCCAGGAGCAGAAACAGAACUACAAGAACCCAUAGAGGAAAUUCUCCCGCAUAAUUAAUGACAAUAAUAUAUAUGUACUAUUAUAUAUUGACAAUGUCUAGCCGUAAUGAAACGAUAUGAAUAUGUAAGAGUUACUAAUGUACAUCUACAAUUGCAUCUACACAAUUCAGUCUUUACUCGAAAACUUCCGCGAUAUUAGUUUUAAUGGCGAUCCAAAUCGUCUACAGCUUAAGUUGUACCACUAAAAAGACUAAAUUAUUUGCUCUUCCAAUUCCGUAACACGUUUAGUUGUGUGUUAACAAUUAGUUACUUAGAUCCUAGUUUAAUUAGCCAAACUUGCUCAUACUUAUAAGUUCAGAAUUUAAGUUGGAGUGAAUUGGAAAUGUGCAACGAACUAAGUUACUUUUGACCGCUGUCCGACUCCUCACGGGCAGAGCCAGAAACUCAUUUAUGUUUGCAUUUACAUUAAACAUAUACACAUACAUAUGAUAA